GAGAGAUAUCCGGAGAUACCAUUCACAUCAAAGUAACGCAUGUGCUUUCUUUGUUAUAUUGCAUUGUCAUUGCGGUAUAGCAUUAUACUAACCAAUUGCAAUCAAAGCAAGCAAACUAUGAGUGUUUAACCUUGCGUCCACAAACAUAUAUAAUUCUAUUGGCAUGCAAUUACAAUACCAAUGACUAUAUGUGAAUCAUCUACAGAAGUGCAAACGAUCUGGACAUACCUGUACCUGUGUUUACUUUAGGAACGGACAACCAGGAAGACCUGCAGAGAAUUAUAUUAAGGGAGAUCUAGAGAGAACAAGUCAAGAUGGCGACUAAAUCUGUUGCUUUGUGCCUGCUGAGUGUAAUGGUUUUUGUAUUAAACCGUGUAGACAGUAGGGGAUUGAAACAAGCCAACAUAAACACCGUGCCUGAACUUAACAUCAACUUCUAUGCCGGGAGGUGGUAUGAGAUGUUCUCCGAUCUGAUAGUGAAGGAAACAUUCGAAAGGAAUUCUUAUUGCACAACGGCUACUUAUGGGAAAAUUAGCGAAACCAACGUGACUGUCUUCAACUCCGGUCGUAAGGGCUCCCCUACGGGCCCAGCCAGCGAGAUCUCCGGCUACGCCUAUGUCGCUGACCCAGCCCAACCGGGUCAACUCAAGCUUCAGUUAACUGGUACCCCUCUCGGGGACUAUUGGGUGAUCGAGCUCGGGCCCGUCGAAGAUAAUGAAUACCAGUAUGCCGUGGUCACCGAGCCACUGAUGUUACAGCUCUUCAUCCUGGCCAGAGACCCUCAGGUGUUCCGCCAAAAGUACCGGGACCAGGUCCUAGAAUUUGUCCAGAAAGCCGGAUUUAAUAAAUUCUGGAACAAGCCCAAAGAGACGGUCCAGGUUCCGGGUUGUAUCUAUCCACCUCCUCCCUCUGGAAAAGUAUUUUUUAGAAUUUAAUUCAAUAUGAUUUCUCGGAUUUUCUCGGACUUUCUCGGAAAUUGUUGGAUUUAAUUCGCGAUGAUUAUGUUAAUUAAUAUUAUGGAAAGCCAUAUUUUGCCAUAGAAUCAAAGGCAAAGGAUUUUCCAGCAAAUUUAGAGAAAUGAUAUGCCCAUAUAGGCCAGCAAUAUAUAUGAGCUGUCAGAAUGUAGAACAUUGUGACAACAUGUUUAAAGAUCGAUAGGCAGUAUAGAAUAUACAUGUAGUAAUAUAUUUUUCAUGACACUGAAAUGUGGACAUGGUAAGUUUAAUGUAGAUGGAACUACACAUUUAUUUUGUAAUUCUUCUCUUUCUGUUAUUAUCAUUUUUUUUUUUUUAAACUCAUGUGCCUCCCAAUAAAUAUGCAUAUAUCUCAAAUUA
Strongylocentrotus purpuratus (purple sea urchin) is the source of this 1334-nucleotide messenger RNA. RefSeq lists its product as uncharacterized. NCBI's taxonomy places the organism in Eukaryota, Metazoa, Echinodermata, Echinoidea, Camarodonta, Strongylocentrotidae. The coding region runs from base 315 to 935 and encodes 206 amino acids. The transcript is spliced from 4 exons. The record is from RefSeq and is a predicted model, not a curated record.